CAAUGGGUUUGGUUUUUUCUAAUCAUCCUGCGAGCAGAUCCUCAGGUCUUUUCCGGAGAAGCUUCGAGGUGGGUUUGAACAGACAACCUUUUGAUUAGCAUCCGAAUGCUUAACUAUUGUGUUACCAGGGCUCCUUAUCUGUGACUUAACCACCAACAGCUAAACCCAUUGCCAUCGAGUAUAUUCCUGUGACAUAGAAACCUGUUGCCGUCAGGUUGAUUUGACACUGUUAAAUAUGUAUUUGUGGAAUAAAUCGAUAAAUUAAUGAAUUAACAAAGAACACAUACUUCAUUUAUACUAUCCUUAAGUAAAUAUUCCCUGACAUUAAAAAAAAUGGUUAUUUUUAUAUCAAAAUGCAACAUUUAACAGAUGGGGAGAGAGAGAGAGUCUAUGAAUUGAUUUUUUUUUCUUCUUUUCCUAAUCUAAAAGGAUUACAAAAACAAAAACUGAUUAGCUGCUUAACUAUCAUACCAGCCUGAUCGUGUUAAUGCUGAACCAAACAGACGUGACCCCAACUUCAUUCAUUUUCAGAGGGAUCCCAGGACUAGAGGACAUGCAUAUCUGGAUUUCCUUCCCAUUCUGCUCCAUGUAUGUUGUGGCUAUUGUAGGCAAUUGUGGACUCCUCUACCUUAUCCGCUACGAGGACUCCCUGCACAGGUCCAUGUACUACUUCUUGGCCAUGCUUUCCCUAACUGACAUUGUCGUGUCCACUAGUAUAAUCCCUAAAGCUCUCUGCAUCUUCUGGUUCCAUCUCCAGGAGAUCAGCUUUAAUGAAUGUCUGGUUCAGAUGUUCUUCAUUCACACCUUCACAGGGAUGGAAUCUGGGGUGCUCAUGCUUAUGGCCUUGGACCGAUAUGUGGCCAUCUGCUACCCACUGCGCUAUGCAACCAUUCUCACCAAUCCUGUCAUUGUAAAGGCUGGGCUUGCCACUUUUCUGAGAGCAGUGUUUCUCAUCAUUCCCUUGAUUUUCCUCACUAAGCGCCUACCCUAUUGCAGAGGCAACAUAAUACACCAUACCUACUGUGACCAGUUGUCUGUAGCCAAGUUAUCCUGUGGAAAUAUCAAGGCCAAUGUUGUCUAUGGCUUAAUGGCUGCUUUCCUGAUUGGAGGUUUUGAUAUUUUGUGCAUCACAAUUUCCUACACCAUGAUCCUCCGGGUGGUGGUCAGCCUUUCAUCAGGAGAUGCUCGGCAGAAGACCUUUAGCACCUGCACUGCCCAUAUUUGUGCUAUUGUUUUCACCUACAGUCCGGCUUUCUUCUGCUUCUUUUUUAACUGCUUUGGAAGCCAUAAAAUCCCUCCAUCUUGCCACAUCAUUGUGGCCAAUCUGUAUCUUCUCCUGCCUCCCACUAUGAACCCUAUUGUCUAUGGGGUGAAAACCAAGCAGAUACGAGACUGUGUUCUAAGGAUUCUUUCAGCUUCUAAGGACACCAAACCCCUCAGUACAUGA
Loxodonta africana (African savanna elephant) is the source of this 1447-nucleotide messenger RNA. RefSeq names its product olfactory receptor 52N4-like. The record is from RefSeq and is a predicted model, not a curated record. Bases 488 to 1447 code for a protein of 319 amino acids. The transcript has a single exon. Gene Ontology annotation, biological process: G protein-coupled receptor signaling pathway. Gene Ontology annotation, cellular component: plasma membrane. NCBI's taxonomy places the organism in Eukaryota, Metazoa, Chordata, Mammalia, Proboscidea, Elephantidae. Gene Ontology annotation, molecular function: olfactory receptor activity; G protein-coupled receptor activity.